Closterium sp. Naga37s-1 is the source of this 1296-nucleotide messenger RNA. Lineage: Eukaryota; Viridiplantae; Streptophyta; Zygnematophyceae; Desmidiales; Closteriaceae. The record is from the annotation of a GenBank genome assembly.
AUGUCCGACGCGGGUCCCCCAACCGACCACAAUCCGACCUCUACCCAGGAAGAGACGCUCAAGUUACUCUACGAUCUUGACGCGCUGACGCAGAUUCCAGACGGGGAGUUCACCAGGGACAUUCCCCCACCGCCGAUCUUUACGAAGCGCGCUAGUAGAUUGACUCCGACCCAAAAUGGACAGCCAAGAACUUCGUCGGUACCGGCCGGCUCAGGAAACCAGGUUGAUGACGAGGAGGAGGAGGAGGAGGAGGAGGAGGAGGAGGAGGAGGAGGAGGAGGAGGAGGAGGAGGAGGAGGAGGAGGAGGAGGAGGAGGAGGAGGAGGAGGAGGAGGAGAAGGAAAGCGAUGACGAAAGCGACGAGCGUCCACAGCUUCGUGAGUGUAAGCUCGACGCCGAGUCCAUCGAGGAGGGGAACAACGCCACGCGAACCCAGCCUGUGCAAUCUACAACGGUGCACACGCUCUUCGGGCGCAUAAAGGCAUGCCAGAUGGCAGCGAGAGUGGAGGCGACGCUCUACCGGGAGACGGAGCUGAGCAUCAUGCGGGAGAUAUCGGUUGUCAGAUCGGAGGUGCUCACGCUACUCUCCCACCACACUCUCCUACGCGGUGCAAGCAUCCGCGAGAUCACACUCCCCGACAUCUUCUUGUACCGACUGGCGAGCACCUCGUCGGUGAACCCGGAGAACCAGCCGGUCGUCAUGGUGAUCGCUGCGCGGAACUCGAAGACGUCCAAGGAUGCGCGUCUUCAUCAGAGCUACGCGGCGUGGCACCUCGAAGCGGAGUUGUGUGCCGUCGGCAAGACCGGCCUGCGAUUGCACUUCAUCCUCGACCAGAUCGGUCAGUUUCACGGCGUUGACUUCCUUCCGCCGCUGGACACCUCCGAGCGCGAGCGGUGGUACAAGAAGCAUCUCUUCUUCGCCCGCAACGACGCCGACCAAAAUGAGCUCUCUGCGGCAAGCCACCAACGCUGGACGCGGCAGAUGUGGGACACCAACAAGGUGUUCCGCAAGAGGAACGUGCACGCCGCUCGAGCAGGAGGGGCCCAGGAGCUGGCCAUCGAAGGCACGCCGCGCGCCGAGAUCGCGGAGCUGGGUCACUGGGCGCUCGACAAGAUGACGCGAGCAUACAUCACCGCCAUUCCGGUGGGGGUGGUGAUGAUGAAGGCCGGUUACUCUGGUUACAAGCAGGACUACUUCUUGGGUCGGAGUGGGGUGCCGCUCUCCGAGAAGCUCCUGAAGCUCAUCGCCGAGCACAUCUUCCCCGCCGUCGACGCCAUGCUGAAGAAGGUAUGUUAA